ACAGCCUGUCCCGGCGCACCGCGCGCCUCCGCCGCCGCCUCCCCUGCCGCCUGCUCUGCCGGGAGGACGACGAGGACGAGCUAGGUGCCUCCCAUUGGUCAAACCUAACCCGAAGCCAGAGGGCAAGGGAACCUGUGGAUGCAGUCCAUACAGCUGCAGCUAACUCGGGUCGGGAAAAUGCGACAGCGACUGCCCACUCGAGGUCGUCAUGGCGACAGCCAGUGAACGUGUUCCUCUCCCCGGGCAGGCCCCCGAGUGUAGAGGAGCUGCUUCGCGAAGCGCAGCUCAAUCUCCAGAGCCAGUUGCAAGAAGAAUAUGAGGAACAGUACUUGGAGGCCAGACUUCUGGGGCAGACCUUCCGCUCUGCUGAUGAGGCCCCUGAGCCCACCCCCAGGCCAAGGCCCCAGGCUGCCAGGCGUCUGGAGUUUGUAUUGAUGCCUACAAAACGGCAGCUGAGCGAAGAUGAGACUACUACGCAGGGGGUGAGGGCCCCCGAGGCCUCCCUGAGCCUGUCCACCGCUGCUGACAAGCAAGCUGCCUGGAAUAGCCCCUUCCCUCUUGCCGUCCUAGAGGAGAAGCGAUGGCUUCAGCCUUGCUCCACGCACUCUGACAUUGUGCCCAUCAACAUCUCUGGACAGCAGUUUGAUAAACAUGCAAGUUUGCGACACUCGUUGUUUAACACAGAGACAGCCGUGAACCCCAAGUCCACCCUGAGGAGGAGGCGGACCAUUAUUGGAUUCUCUAACUUUUCCCAGCGAGACUCAGGUCACAGCAACAGCCCAGCAGGCAGCGUGGCCUGCCCAGUCAUCUCAGACCUCAGGCCCAGUCACUCAGUUCCAGAAGGUGUUCAUGGGAGAGUUGCAGUUGGUCAGGAAGCUCGGUUCCCAAACCUCACCUCGCCAGCACUGAGAAAUCCUUCUCGUGACUCGGACGAGCCUCGGCAGGCACACAGUGGCACAAACUCUCCUGGCAUGGAAAGUGUGGGAAUGGUAUACAGCGUCCCCGGGUCUUGCAAUGGACCCACAGAAUCGACGUUCUCCACUUCCUGGAAGGGAGAUACUUUUACUUACAUGACUCCGAGUGCCACCAGCCAGAGCCAUCAGGCCAACGAACAUGGGAAAAAUCCUUCCUCUGGGAAUUCUUGGGCCUCUCUGCACACGCUGCCACCUCUGCUUCCGAAGGAGACGGGGACCCUCUUCGUCACUCGUGACAAUCCAGCAGGAUGCAGCGGGUUAACUAGCUAUAGUGAGCGCCCUCCUCUGCAAAGGCAAGUAUCGGAACGACCAUCCAAGACUGGCCUUCUGACCAGUGGUGCCUCGCGGCUGGAAACCGGCCCGGGUGGGGCCAGCAGGUUCCGGGAGCGGUCACUGUCUGUGCCCACAGACUCAGGCGCUGCAGAUGUGGAUUAUGAUGAGGAGCAGAAGGCCAGCGAGGCCUGCGCCCUGCCAUAUGCCAGUGCAAGCUCUGAGGGCAGUAACAGUGCUGACAACAUAGCCUCCCUUGGUGCCCCCCAGGAGGCCCGGCACAGAAGGCAGAGGUCCAAGAGUAUCUCACUCAAGAAGGCCAAAAAGAAGCCUUGCCCACCAACACGCAGUGUCUCGCUGGUCAAAGAUGAGCCAGGCCUCUUGCCAGGAGAUGGGGCAGCACUUGCCAAGGACCAGAGGCCCAGGAGCCUCUGCCUCUCCUUGGAACACCAGGGACACCACACACCCCACCCAGAUGCUCAGGGUCACCCAGCUGUGCCAACCUUUAAAGAUCCAGCAGUUACACAGUUCUCCCACCACUGGUAUCUCACAGACUGGAAGUCUGGUGACACCUACCAAUCCUUGUCCAGCUCUAGCACUGCCACUGGCACCACAGUCAUUGAAUGUGCCCAAGUUCAGGGCAGCUCAGAGUCCCUUGCCUCCCCUUCCACCUCCAGAGCCACCACACCUUCCCAGCUCUCCAUCGAGGUGGAAGCCAGGGAAGUAUCCUCCCCGGGAAGGCCCACUGGGCUGAUGUCACCAUCCAGUGGCUACUCCAGUCAGUCAGAGACACCAACACCCACUGUCUCCAUGUCUCUGACCCUGGGCCACUUGCUCCCUCUAAGCAGCAGUGUCCGGGUGCGUCCAGUGGUACCUGAGAGGAAGUCAUCGCUACCGCCGCCAUCACCAAUGGAAAAAAUCUCCAAGUCGCGGCUGUCAUUUGACCUACCGCUGACCUCCUCAACCAACCUGGAUCUGUCUGGGAUGAGCAUCUCCAUCCGAAGCAAAGCCAAGGUGAGCCGGCAUCACUCAGAGACAAAUUUUGGGGCCAAACUGGCCCAGAAAACUAACCCCAACCAACCAAUCAUGCCCAUGGUUACUCAGUCUGACCUGCGUUCUGUUCGCCUGAGGUCAGUCAGCAAGUCUGAGCAGGAGGAUGACAUCGAGAGCCCUGACUGUGCUGAGGAGCCUGGAGCAGAAGUCUUCACCCCACCUGAGAGAAAAAUGAAACCUCCCAUAGCUGAGAAGCCCCUGCUGGCCCGGCGUCCUCCAAGCUUGGUCCACAAGCCGCCAUCUGUCCCUGAAGAGCACCCACUGACUUCUCCUCCCUUGGCUAUGACCCCCAAGAGCUCAGUUCAACACAUGAAGCCAUUCCCUCCAGAUGUCUACACGGUGGUGGGGAAACCCAAGUCCCCAGGGGCACCUGAGGGCAGAAGCUCCGGGGAGUCAACGCCACCCUCAUCUCUCAUCUUCACACCUUUUGUCAGUUGCUCUAGUACUUUCUUCACAGGAUCUCAGGAGCCUCCCCAGGGAGGUUUGGAGGAUGAGGGCCCCAAGGGGAGAGCCCUGCCUGAAAGAAUUAAUCUCCAGAGCCAGGACGAAGCUGAGAAAAAAAAAGGAAAGAUUCCACCUCCCGUGCCAAAAAAGCCCAGUGUGCUAUACCUGCCUCUCACCUCAUCCCCAGCCCAAGUGGAGGCCUUUGUGGUUGAGCCAAGGCUGCCUCUCAGCCCCACUGUCACUCUGAAGGAUGAUGCCAAGUGUCCCCCCACUGGUGACCACCUGCUAUCCCCUGGUGCAAGGACCACAACUUCAACACUGCAGGCUGAUGGAGAAAGGGACGCGAGCCCUCUGGGAAAUUCUAUGGAACCCAGCACUGAAGAAAAAAGUUUAAUCAGUGAUAAGACAGCUGAAUGGAUUGCAGAAGAAGAUGAUGAUGUGUUUGUGGCUUCACGCACAACCGAAGAUUUAUUUACUGUGAUACACAGGUCCAAAAGAAAGCUGCUGGGCUGGAAGGAGCCCAGUGAGGCCUUUGGCAGUGGCAGACCGUGCUCCCACUCACCGAUAAGGAACAUGGCAGAUUCACCCAUCAGUGAGUCGGCUACCUGUGCAGGGUCAAGUGGCAAUGCCAACCUAGAUGCUGGCAGAAAUGAUGAUUUCAAGGCCUUGUUGCAGAAGAAGGGAAGCAAGACCACUCCAAGGUCCCGCCCCUCAGCAGCCGAACUGCUGAAGACCACUAACCCACUGGCUCGGAGAAUUAUUGCACAAUUUUCAAAAGACUAUGAAACCACCGAUAACCCCAGCACCUAAACCCCGCUGGGCUCAGCAAGCAGGGUUUACUCACUAAACUUGAGUAGAAAAUGGGGAAGAGAAUGGGUUUUUGAAAGGAACCAUGGAAAUAACACAAGAGGCUGCAUUUCUUUCACAUUAACUCUCACUCUGGACAGCAAAAGAGAGGCCACUUCAAGCAGAAUGAAAAUCAUCAGGCACCUCAACCAUCUUCAGGCAUUUUACAUUUUCAUACUUAACAAUCUUGCCAUUCCUGACCACCGAUUUUCUCCUGAUUCUCCUGAUUCUGCCCCCCCCCCACACACACACACUGCCAGUGGCAUGCACUAAGAAGAAAUUCUCUGAUGUGAGGGCACACAUGCAAACUUUUCAAUCAGUGGUCAGGCUGAUCCAUUCCUGACUCCUGUGGCUGAGGGGCUGGGUGUGAGAGAAGAUUGACGGCUGCCAAACCUGGGAGGGGGGUUAGGGUGCCAUUACUGAUUACUCACUUUCCCUACAGGGCCUUGAUGUCCCUGUGUGGAGAUACAAAAAGACUCUGAUGCCUCUUUGACCAUAAAGUAAGUCCCCCUUUGAGGGGUUUGCAGGUGUGCACUUAUUUCGGCAUGGCAUUGGAUGACUUUUGGUGAGCAAAAUAUGAAUGUGACUCUCUCCUCAACUUCAUGCCUUUUUAGUUUGAUGUCUACACGGAGAUCAGGGUGAUGAGUUUCAAUAAGCAUAUAGUCCCUCACCCCUCACCCUUGAGCUAGAAAAGAUCAGAAUGGGGUUGCUUUGGAUGAACCAAAUUCAGCCAACAAACGAGGCAGCCAUUUGUUUGCUCAGAUCUGUUCAAGGUAACUUGCACUUGCACCUUGAGAUCCUUCAAGUGUCUGUGAACCAUAGUAGCUACGAUCUGUGCCCAGCUCAUGCUGCAUUCUAAGAACCCUCAUUUUAUUUGCAUAUAACAUUCAUUACAGGAAGCAAUUAGCUGAAGAAACAGUAUCAUCAAAGUCUCAAGGAAGAAAAAGUAAGUGCAACUUGCCCACCGACAUUCAGUUCAGAUUGCGGUUUCUGGCUCAUUUGGUUUUGUCUAAAGGAAUUCUUAACCUGUCUGAAAUGUUUAGACUCAAAGGGUAGAUCCAAAAUCUAAAAACUGGCCUUGCAAGGCCCAUCACACAAAGGCCAAGCUUUGCUAUGGCCCAUCACACACACAAAAAAAGGGCUACUUUUGCCAUUUAGAUUCUGCUGUUUGACCAACUUUUAAUUAACCAUGCUGGGGAAGAAUGUAAGAACUGGGGUUAAUGGGAUGCUGACAGAGCCCCACAAUGAUCAUUGUGAACCCCUUCUCCCCAGAUCUUUGGGCACUAUUCUUGUCAAUUCAAUUUUCUAAGCAGAGAAAAAUUGAUUCGUUUGAUUUUCAUAUCCCUGGUUUCCAAGAGGUUGGGAGAAAAAAACAGACAAGGCAGUGAACAAAGAAAACUGGCUGACCAAUUACAGAGGGUAAUAAUCCACUGUUCCUCAAAGGGAAACAUGAAAUUGUGGCCUGUUUCACCAAGAGGGUUCCCCUAGCCCUUUCUCCUUCACUCCCACCGCUCCUCCUUCUGUUGGUCAACCUCCUGGAAGAUGCAGAAACUGCCCCAGAGAUGGACAGAUCUUGAUCCUGACAGAUCACAUCGCUCAUUGGGGAGAAGCGAACUCUCAGCUCAAUUGCCCUCAAGCACCAGACGGAGCAGCUGAGAAACCGCACAUGCAGAGAAGACUUGGGCCUCUCACGGAGAAGCCCUAGGCCUAGGCUUUUGAUUGGUACAGUUCUGAAUUCUGGACUUCUGAGUACGGGCCAACUACCUGGUGAUCAUUCCUUCUUGAUUUAGAAAGAAACCACUUAGAAUAAUAAACAGCUAGAGACAGCCCAGUAACUUUUGAAAGUAUUCGAAUGAUUAGUUUUAAAGGUCCUGACCAAAUUUCAGGGGGAUGGCCUGAAAUAAAAUAGAUUCAUUCCUGGUCUUCACUUAUAUACUAAUGCCACACUUGUCUGCCAAGACUCAGAACUCCAAAAGACAGAAACAUUUUCCUUUAUGGGAAAAUGAAGGAAUGUUCGUGCUCUUGCCUAACAAAAGUGAAAGACCGCCAGGGACUUCUCCUUGGGAAUCAUGAAUAGCUGAACUCUAAAGCUGAGGAUGAGACUCACAUAGUAUAGGACUUCUCACUUCUGUUGAUUUUUCUGGAAACUUCUCCUUUGCUAGUUCUAGUGGGUUUUGCCUCUCCUGUCACCUUGCUCCCUCUGGUGGUUUUCCCAAGAGUCCAAAGCUGAGUGUCCAGACAUUUUACAUUCUUGAGUCUUGCUUUUCUCUGCAGUACUCCAUAUGCCUGGAAUUUUAACAACACCUUCAACAUCGUCACUAUGCCCAGUGAUACUCCCAUUAGCACAAGAGGAUUUGGGGGAAGAGAUUGUAUGGUCAAAGAUAACACUGAGGCCUGAAAACAUUCUUUCAAUAUCUUGCCACCUAGUCCCAAACAACCAAACAAUAGCUACCAAUCACAGAGGAACAUAACACCGACUAUCUUUAGUUCCCCUAACACUCAACCUCUCUCCUACCCUUGAUUAACAUAAUACCAACUCUCUCCCACCCUUCUGUGGCCUUACUGUGCUGAGACUGGAGAAGAGAGAUUGACAGUCCCUCUCUAGAAGGUUUUCAGAGAACCUAUUAUGGCCAUUAUUACCAAUCUGAAUAAUAAUAAUGAUAAUUUUUGAAGGUGGAAUACAGAAGGGGUUCAAGAGGUCAGCUUCCAAUAUCAGUCGUUUCAUGCCUUUUUCCAGGACAGGAGGUUAAUGGUAGCCAAGAAUGCCUUGCUGGACAUUCAUUACAUAUUUGUGAUUCGAUGUUGAGGGUAAAGAGCUGGUCUUUCUCAGUAUAACAGGAAACUUUGCUGGUGUCUCUUCUCCUUUGUCUGCCUUAGUCUUUUGCCUGGGCCUCACACCUGGUCCCAACUCAUCCCUCCUUCCCAGCUCCCAUGAACUGUACCCUUACGUCCACCAUUCACCCUUUAAAGAGGCAAGACCACAGGCAGCAAAACAGCUCAUGUUAGCUUCAUGGCCACACAUCAACUGGUUGAUCUGGAGACAUUACCUUUAAUGUGCAAAGACAGAGGAGAUUCUCCAAGGUUCUUACAACAAACUUUUCACCUGACAUCUAUUUCCACUCCCUGAGCAACCCAGAUCAGAUCAUGAUCCCACUGUAGCUGUCGGUCUGGGCAGAUCUGUCCGUUCACCUGCCCGCUUCCUCUUAAAUGAACUAUUCCCUAAAAAGCAAGUUCAUGAUCAGUACUCUGUUCCCCUGGUGCAGCCUCCAUUGUUGCCAAGCCUGUAAGGCAAUGGUAAGCUUUCACUUGAAUAUGAUUUGCCAGGGCCAGGACUAGAGUGAGGUGAGUGAGUCACCUGGGGCACCAUAUUUAAGAAGGCACCAACUCUCAGGGCUGUGCAAGUGCCUUACCCUCGUCCCGGCCCUGCAAUUUGCACUCUAUAAAAUAAUAUCAGUUUAUCCUCUUCCUACGAACAAGUAUGGUUCUCACGCAGCGGU
Molecule: messenger RNA, 7084 nt
Organism: Talpa occidentalis (Iberian mole)
Lineage: Eukaryota; Metazoa; Chordata; Mammalia; Eulipotyphla; Talpidae
Gene: NHSL2
Product: NHS like 2
Exons: 9
Coding region: 435-3551 (1038 amino acids)
Biological process (GO): cell differentiation
Source: RefSeq, a predicted model, not a curated record